Molecule: messenger RNA, 1185 nt
Organism: Fusarium coffeatum
Lineage: Eukaryota; Fungi; Ascomycota; Sordariomycetes; Hypocreales; Nectriaceae
Exons: 3
Coding region: 1-1185 (394 amino acids)
Biological process (GO): peptidyl-threonine phosphorylation; peptidyl-serine phosphorylation; positive regulation of DNA-templated transcription
Cellular component (GO): nucleus
Molecular function (GO): transcription coactivator activity; ATP binding; protein serine/threonine kinase activity
Source: RefSeq, a predicted model, not a curated record
AUGAUCCGCUCUUGGCUUUCCAAGCGCCUCUACCGCCGCCCAUGGCCCGUAUCCUCCGCCGUCUCGCCGUCGAUCGAUCGCUCCAUCCCGAUAGAAGAAGAAGACACACCACUCUACCAUCCUCAUCGCUUCUACCCGAUUACCCUCGGACAGGUCUUGAACGAAAGAUACCAAGUCACCACUAAGCUAGGCUACGGAGGCAACUCGACCGUUUGGCUGUGCAGAGACCUCAACCGAUUCCCGAUACCUCCUAUCGUAUUCGUCAAAGAUAUUCCCAAGGACCUUUGGAAUUGGUGCUGGUCGAGGGAGAGAUAUGUCGCUGUCAAGGUUAACGCGCUCCACUGCCCUGGUGCCAACCGCACCAACAAAGGCGAACUCGAUAUCAUGGAACACACCUUGCAUGCGAACCCUCGACAUCAAGACAUCAAGCCAGGCAACCUCAUGAUGACAAUCACGGACGCUGAAAUGCUCGAACAAAGCGCCAAGGAUGAAUUCGAAAACCCUAUUGGAGCCAAACAGCUGAAUUCACGGACCAUUUACCAGUCCAGAAGAAUCCCUGGACCACUCGUCAACCCGGGGAUUGUUCAAAUUUCAGACUUUGAUUCGUCCUCUCGCACUGAACCAGACAAAUUGAACAUGGGUCCCGUAGGUGCGAUGAUCUUUCGACCGCCGGAGAUUAUCCUCAACGCAGGCUACACAUACCCUGCUGAUAUCUGGAGUCUCGGGACCAUGCUCUGGUACUUGCUCGAGGACAAAGACCUUUUCGAUCCCAGCACACAUGGCGCCGCAGAAUAUGAAGAGGGAGCGCAUCUUGGCCAGAUCACCGCCUUGCUUGGACCUCCCCCACAGGAUCUUCUUGAAGAAGGCGAACGGACAUCCAAGUUCUACGAGUCCGACGAUUUGACACAAGAUUCCGACGGUACACCAGAGAAUGAAAAGAAAGAUAAACGAGCAGGCCGUUAUACAGGUCAAUUGAAGGAUCCUGGUUGGACCCCCGUUGAUUUCAGUUUUGAGGACAACAUUACUUGUAUGGAAGGUGAGGAGAAGGGGAAGUUCAUUCGAUUCAUCAAGAGGAUGCUGAAAUGGGAUCCUGAUGAACGUGCUACCGCGAGCGAGUUGCUUGAGGACCCAUGGCUGAAUCAGAAUGAUUCAGUGGAUUCGGGAGAUUCAGGAGACUGGAGUUAG